Solenopsis invicta (red fire ant) is the source of this 1290-nucleotide messenger RNA. RefSeq lists its product as uncharacterized. Bases 281 to 772 code for a protein of 163 amino acids. NCBI's taxonomy places the organism in Eukaryota, Metazoa, Arthropoda, Insecta, Hymenoptera, Formicidae. The record is from RefSeq and is a predicted model, not a curated record. The transcript has 2 exons.
GAACUGCGCUUAGCUGUCACUUUGUUGUAAGUAAAAUUGUUGCAAUUUAAAUACAUACAUAUAAAUGUCGUUUGUAAAGUUAUAUUUUGUUGUGAAUUUAUUUAAUAUUAAUAUUUAAUAAUAGUAAUUAUAACUUAGUUAUUAGCAUCAUUGUAAUCAUGUCUUACGUUAUAUAAGUUUAUAUAAGUUACAAACAAUUCUAACACACACACACACACACACACACACACACACACACACACACACACACACAUUUUAUUAUUUCCUUUGAAAUAUCAUAAUGUUUAUUGCAGAUAUUUAUCUCAGUGAUAGCGCUAAAUUAAAACAUGCAGAAUUUAGAAUAGACAAGUCAACUGUUCACAAAAUAGUAAAUGAGACUUGUCAAGAGAUUUGGAUAGCGCUACAACCAAUUGUUUUGAAACCUCCUACUAAAGAAGAUUGGAAAUCCUUCAGCGAGGAAUUUAUGAGAAAGUGGCAAUUUCCAAAUUGUCUGGGAGCAAUAGAUGGACGUCAUAUAAGAAUUCAGGCACCACUCAAUUCUGGAUCGACAUUCUACAACCAUAAACAAUUUUUCAGCAUGAUACUGCUUGCCAUCUGCGAUGCAUCAUAUGAGUUUACUUGGGUUGACAUCGGGCAAUAUGGUUCUAUAAGUGAUGGUGGAGUGUGGGUUAACACUGACUUUGCAAAUGAUAUCGCUGCAGGCAAUUUACCCUUGCCAGAUCCCACACCACUUCCAAAAAUAAAUAUUCUUUUUUUUUGUGUUUAUUGGUAACAAAGCUUUCCCACUUUUAACAUAUAUGAUGCGGCUCUAUCCUCGUAAAAAUCUUAUUGAUGACAUGAAGAUUUUUAAUUAUUGCUUAUCACGUGCACGGCGUACGAUAGAGGACGCCUUUGGAAUUUUGACUCCACGAUGGCGUAUCUUGCACAAACUUCUUUGUUUGUCAACAACCAACUGUAAAAAUGUGUUGAAGACUCUCAUCUGUCUAUAUAAUUUUAUUAUGUAUGGAGAAGAACAAGAGAAUAUGAACAAUCGUCAAUAUGGUACAACAGAUUUAAUUGAUACCGAGGAGCGUGAUAGCACCAUUAGAGAAGGACAGUGGAGACUGCAUUUUUCCCCACAAUUUGCUGAACUCGGUCGAUUAGGUGCUAACCGUGCAGAUUAUGUAGCGAAAGAAAUGAGAAAUAUCUUUAAAGGAUACUUUGUUUCUCCAGUUGGUGUAGCUCAAGCUCCAUGGCAAUACGAAUACACGUUCAGAUGGGUUAUUAUUAAUCCUUUUGUAAUAUAAUUUU